AUGGCAGCCCCCAAAAACCCCCUCAAGAUCUCCCUAACCCAGCUCCCGAACCCAGCACCGGAAGGAUCACCGGCGUCUAUCCACUCCGCGCUCGCCCGCUCGCACCACACCCUGACGGUCCUUUCCAACAACAAGGCCUUCCUCUUCGGCGGCCUCGACGACAGAGGCAAGCUCUGCCCGCCCGGCAUCCACACCCUGACCCUGCCGACCUCCAAAUCCACCCUUUCCCCCUCCAACGACGACGACGGCACCAGCACCGCAUAUACCUUCUACCCGCCCUACACCCUGCAAGAUGCAUCGACCGGCGAGCUGCUCGUGCCCUCCCCGAGGGCAGACCACGCGGCGUGCGCUCGGGGUGGCGGCCGAUACCUGCUCAUCCACGGCGGGCGGGACGCCGGCGAUCGGUCGGUGGGAGAUGGCGAGGGAAACUGUUUGUGGCAGUGGGAUUGUGAGGAGUUGAGCUGGAGUAAGCUGCGGGGGAAUAUGCAGCUUGGCGCAACGAUGGAGCCACGGUUCGGUCACUGGAUGUUCUGUGAAGAUGGGCAGGGGGACGGGUUUCUGGUCGCUGUGGGCGGUAAGGGCGGCGGCGAGGAGAGGGAGAGGGAGGCCUGGAUGUAUGACUUCCAUGGGAUGGUCUGGACUGCGCUGCCGAGCGUGCCGGGGACACCGUUGGCGGCUGCGUAUGUCGGUGGGAGGGUUUAUGCAGUUUCAAGGGAUGGGGAGGGUGGAAUGGGUGAGGUUAUACAUUUGCUGCAUAUGCGCGGAUCGUCCGAGGAGAGAUCAAAACCGGGCGCAUUGGUGUGGGAGAGCGUGAGCUUCCCGACGAAUUCGCUCGCUCCGGGGCCGACGCCACGGGCCGGUGGGGCGCUGGUGCCGUUGGCGACGGGCCAUGGGCGGGAGUAUCUUGUGUACAUGCUUGGGUGUUCGGAAGGUGAUAGCGAAGGGAAAGGGUACUACUCGGAUAUUUGGACUUUGCAGCUGCCAGCGCAUCGGCACAGUGCUGCUGCGGCAGCGGACAAGAUGAAGGAGAGACUGCCAGGCAUGAACUCAGGGGAGUUCCACUGGGCCGAGGUGGAAAUUGUCCCGACCGAGCAGAUGGCGGAGGAGGGCAAGGUGCACCCCGGACCGAGAUGUUUCUUUGGCGCAGAUUCUUGCUUGGACGGGCAAGGAGUUGUGCUAUGGGGAGGGGUAAAUGGCAAGGGCGAAACUGAGGGGGGUGGAUGGUUGUUGAGGUUGGCUUGGGGUUAUGCAGAUCAUGAUCGAUGGGAAUAG
Messenger RNA from Parathielavia appendiculata, 1272 nucleotides. RefSeq lists its product as uncharacterized. Gene Ontology annotation, molecular function: protein binding. Lineage: Eukaryota; Fungi; Ascomycota; Sordariomycetes; Sordariales; Chaetomiaceae. The record is from RefSeq and is a predicted model, not a curated record. The transcript is spliced from 2 exons. The coding region runs from base 1 to 1272 and encodes 423 amino acids.